AUGCCGACUCCCAAGAAUUGCCGUAAAGGAGGCCACGAGAAGAGCUGCAGGAAGGGAUUAUUAUCAGAAAAAGCAUCGUCGUUUCACGGAAGAACUGGAAGGGUGGUCGAGGAAGGGAUGCUGCCGCGGCCAAAAACGGUGCCGGACUUGGUGGCGAGAAAGAGAGUUGGUGCAGCGGUUCCGGAUGUAGUACUGGCGAUGCAAGACAGGCGUGAACUGACGAAAUUGCUGCUGAAUGUGACAAUACAGAGAAGCCUUGGCGCCGUACAGGUGGUGAUGCCGCCGGAGGCCACAGUGGACGAUUUGAUUGCGGCGGCGCUGAGACAGUAUUCCAAGGAGGGAAGGCGGCUGAUUCUCCCGUCUACAGACCCUACCGGCUUCGACCUCCAUUACUCUCAGUUUAGCCUAGAAAGUUUAAACAGGGAGGAGAAGUUAAUGGCAUUGGGGUCAAGGAACUUUUUUCUGUGCCCAAAGAAGGCAGUGGAAGCCUCCAGAGACGGCGGUCAUGUGACGACGGCUCCGACUUCGACUUCGAGUUGUUCUAAAGAAGCUGCUAAGCCUACCAAGAUUAAUGGGUUGCCAUGGCUCAGGCUCAUGGAGUUUUUACUGUGA
This is a messenger RNA of Fraxinus pennsylvanica, 612 nucleotides long. Lineage: Eukaryota; Viridiplantae; Streptophyta; Magnoliopsida; Lamiales; Oleaceae. The record is from the annotation of a GenBank genome assembly.